This is a messenger RNA of Linum tenue, 1906 nucleotides long. Lineage: Eukaryota; Viridiplantae; Streptophyta; Magnoliopsida; Malpighiales; Linaceae. The record is from the annotation of a GenBank genome assembly.
CCAAACUCUUCCUUUCCUUCCUUCUCACUUCCGUUCCUUCUCUCGGAGCUUUCCAUAUCUUCCCGCAGAAGAAGGAGAAGAAGCAGCAAAACGCCAUCCCACUGUCUGUCAGUCAGUCAUUCUCUCGCGCUAAUGGCUCGCGUCGGCCUCACGACAAGACCUUUGGCUUCUUCCUCUUCCACGCCUAAUUCCCCUCCUCCUCCUUCCUCUUCUUCUUCUUCUCCUCCUCCUCCUCCUCCUCCCACCAAGCGAAGGAAAUUCAACCACCGGCGCGACGCCGGAGCCAGAAAAGAAGAAGAACAACAACAACAACAAGAAUUUUCUAGGUUGAAAAUGUCCGACCUCGGCGGCGGAGGAGGAGACGACUCCACAACUAGCACUGCAGCUGCUGAUUUAAAUCCUCCCGCUCGCCGGAGUGGAGAGAUCGAAAGGUGUUCCCCAAGCCCUAACGCGGCGGCGCCGGAUGCAGACGAAAAGGAGGAGGAAUUCAAUAGGCUCGGCUCCGACGCUUCCUGCUGCUCCAGUAAUGGAUCGAGCGAGGGAGCGUUUGAAUUCUCAGAUCUGCAGGAGGAAAUGGAAUCCGAAUCGCUCAUGAAUAGCAGCGGCUGCAGAGAAAGGAGAGAGACGACGAGUAGUCGGUCGACGGUGAUAGUCAGAACGACGACGACAGGUGAAGAGCUCAAGUCAAUGGAGAGACCUGAGCUGCGGAAUUCCACGGCGGAGGGGGGAGAGGAAGAAUCGUCCGCGGCGGCUGUGCGGAACUCGACGACGGACCGGCAGAGGAUGGCGGUGACGGAAGCGGAGCUGGAAUUGUUCUUCAGCAGUAUGAGCGGCGGGAACCAGGAACUGAAUCGAUUGAAUGAGAAGUACAACUUCGACUUUGCCAACGAGAAGCCGUUGGAAGGACGUUACGAGUGGAUUCCAUUAAAGCCAUGAGAGAGGAGGAGGAAGAAGAAGAAGAAGAAGAAGAAGAAGGAAUUCUUCUGUGGUUUGCUGAUCUCAGCCUUACUCAGCAGCGGCCUCGUAAUUGUUAACUAUUCAUUUCACCAUUGUUCCCAAAAUUAGGUAUCUCUUCCCUUUCUCUCUCUGGAUGGCCGAUCUCUCUUUGUAGCUGCCGCCUUCUUUGAUUAGCUCCAUUUAUUAUUACUAUUAGAUUUUCUUUUUUGUUAUUUUUUUUUUAUCUCCGCCCAUAAGAUUUUUAUCUUUCUGCAAAAUUUACUGCUCUAACUUGUACAGAAGUAGAGUAGUAAUAUUAUACGCAUCUUAAAUUCAGAAGCACGAUCGAAAAUUGGGCUAAGCUGCCUGCCUGCUUGCUGCUCGUCCUUUGAGCACUUACCUUUGUGGGUUUUUGUUGCGUAGUGUACGGCUUUUUACGAGUAGCAAGGAAGGAAGCUUUUUUAUUUUCCAUUUAUAUUAUUUUGGGCUAUUGGCCCUUUGCUCUCUUUUGGCUGGUUAAACUUCAAAGGCUCUGUUUGCGCAGAAAGAAAUGGGAUAUCCACUUGGGAAUAGCAAACGUUUGAUGUUUUUUCUACUUGGCCUCAUCGACGGUUCGACUUCUAAUUGGACGGUUGUGGUGCAUGGUGGUAGUGGGAAAGUGGGGGUGGUUAAUUGGCGGAUUAACAUCAAUUCACCCGUAAAUAAUUCGAAUGGUAGCGAGUGAUUGAUUUAUGUGAGUUGAUUAUGGAUCGAUAAAUCUUAUGCCCGCACUUUUUCGAGUGAGUAAUGAAUGGGUUGUGGUCGAUAGAAUAACUCAGCAUUCCUUUUUAACAUGGCUAAAAGUAGUUUUUUUAUGCAAUCGAAUGGUCAUGAUAUUUUCUAACCAAAUAUCCUUGGACUUAAUAGGUUACCAUGUUGUCUAAUAUUUAUUAUAUAUUGAGAACCCUUACCUUCUGAAAAUAAAGAAUAU